AUGAAUGCUCCCCAAUCGCUCUGCCCAGGCUACAAGCACGUAGAAGCUUUCGGUCCUGACGAAGAGUACGAAGAAGAAGAGGAAGUCUGCUAUGUAACUCUCGACGUGGGUAAUGUCGAACCGAAGCUUGUGCCGAGCUCGACAGCGUACCGUCUGAUAGGACUUGACACACCAACGCCGUUCCUCCAACUGCAAGGAACGAUUCUCCAGGGUCGACACGACCUGCUACUGGGCACCGAGCUUCUCUUCACAGACGACAAAGACACCCACGGAAGCAAACGUUCCGUAACCCACGUCGGCACCACCGAGCAACGCAUCGCCUUCCAAGAAGUUACUGUUACCCCCAAGAAAUCGCCGGGACCAGAAAUCACCGUUGACUUCGAGCCUCCGCCGCCUGAAGACCUCGAACAGAAGAUCGACCGUAUGACAGGCCUAAAUGCCCCGCCAACGAGGGGAGCGAGGAAGAAGAAGACGGGGCCAAAUGCGAAGGGGAAGGAGAAGGCUACGCCAGGCAAGUCAACGAGGGGAAGAAAGGCAAAGGGCAAAGGGAAGGAGAAAGAGAAGGAGCCGACUCCUCCUCCUCCUCCUCCUCCUCCUCCGCCACCGCCGCAUCCGGAAGGCAUCCGGAUGGACGAAGACGCACUUGGAGGUGAUGACGACGACGACAUGUAUGUGGAUGAGCCCCAAUCAUAA
Cyclocybe aegerita is the source of this 693-nucleotide messenger RNA. The record is from the annotation of a GenBank genome assembly. NCBI's taxonomy places the organism in Eukaryota, Fungi, Basidiomycota, Agaricomycetes, Agaricales, Hemipholiotaceae.